AUUUCAUGCGGUGAUGGAGUCGGAGGUGUAUGAACGAUUACUUUGACACUGAACAAAAAUCUCUCUGAACAGUGUCUCCGCCGCUCUUUAGACGACGCACGCUGCCGGCUGCUCGGCUCCUCUCGUUGGCGAUUCCACGGUGAAAUCUCCACCAUUUCCUCUUCCUCUACUAUUCUCAAAUCAAUUUAAUGGAACCAUCAUCCGAGGAAGAAUACGAGACAUUUAAAGAAAAGGUGGAAAGAACAAUUUACCUCGACAACAUCUCAAAUCAGGUGACUGAAGCUGUUUUAAAAACUGCACUUGAUCAGUUUGCAACUGUCAAAAAUGUUCAGUUCAUCCCCACAUACUUCAACUCAUGCACCAUUUAUGCUGCUUUAGUGGAAAUGGAAACAGCAAAACAAGCUGAAGAAAUAGUUAAAGAAAUUAGUGAAUCACCAUUUAUGAUAUCUGGUAUGCCAAGACCUGUGAGAGCACAAAAAGCUAAAAUUGAAAUGUUUGAUGAUCGCCCUAAAAUGCGUCGCGAAAAGAUUGUAUGUUAUUGGAUGGAUCCAAGUCAUCCCAACUUUGAUGUUGUUAAAAAUUUUAAGAAUUUGACCAAAAAGCAUGCUGUUGCAGCGUCGUUUAUGAUGGAGAAACAAAUGGAAGAAGAAGAGAAGUUGCAUAAUCAACAGGAAGCGAGUUUGAAAGCGAAUUUUAAGAAGUAUGAGUUGAUCGAUAGUGCACAAGGUGAUGGGACAUUUAGGCGAUUGGGUGCUCGUUAUGGGACAAAGUAUAAUGAUUUUUGAUUUUUGGAUUAAAAUAUAAUGGUGGAGUAGUUUUUUUUUUUUUUUUUUUUUUUUUUGGCUUCU
Messenger RNA from Lactuca saligna, 848 nucleotides. The record is from the annotation of a GenBank genome assembly. Lineage: Eukaryota; Viridiplantae; Streptophyta; Magnoliopsida; Asterales; Asteraceae.